This is a messenger RNA of Galendromus occidentalis (western predatory mite), 1065 nucleotides long. It is a transcript of the gene lwr, whose product is annotated as ubiquitin conjugating enzyme lesswright. Bases 312 to 791 code for a protein of 159 amino acids. NCBI's taxonomy places the organism in Eukaryota, Metazoa, Arthropoda, Arachnida, Mesostigmata, Phytoseiidae. The transcript is spliced from 3 exons. The record is from RefSeq and is a predicted model, not a curated record.
GAUGCCUCAAGACUCAAUUAUCUCAGUAUUCUGAGCUCUGCUGCUUGGAGGAAACGAUACCCGGAUCCCCGAAGCUCGCCGACUGUCAGCGGGAUGACAUGAUCCCUGGAGCAGAGAAGGAGCCCCGCGCUUCAGCGGGCUGUGUCCGCUCUGGUGUGAGUGUCUCGUGUGCGUGUCUGCAAGAAGUGUAAACCAGCUAAGUCAGUGAGAAAACUGUAUACCGCCAUCUACCCUCGACAGCCAUCAAUAGAGUUGCCUCCGGAGUGUGCAGGACCUGAUCUGGAAGCUGCUUAUUUACCCCGAAAUCAGCGAUGGCGGGUAUUGCUUAUCAACGUCUCACCGAAGAACGCAAAGCUUGGCGAAAGGAACAUCCCUUUGGUUUCGUUGCGAAGCCGUCGAAGGGCGCCGAUGGCCUACCGAACUUGAUGGUUUGGGAUUGCGCUAUACCUGGGAAGACCGGAACCCCAUGGGAGAAAGGACUCUAUAAACUCCGCAUGACUUUCAAGGAUGAUUAUCCUUCAACUCCCCCGAAAUGCAAAUUCGACCCUCCUCUAUUCCAUCCCAAUGUUUAUCCCUCUGGAACGGUCUGCCUCUCCCUCCUGGAUGAAGAAAAGGACUGGAGACCAUCCAUUACGAUCAAACAGAUUCUCGUCGGGAUCCAGGACUUGUUGAAUGAUCCGAACAUCAAGGACCCUGCGCAGGCGGAGGCUUAUACCAUCUUCUGUCAAAAUAAAAUGGAGUACGAGCGCCGCGUCAGAGCCCAAUCGGAGAGAAUGGCCCCCACUGCUUAGGGUUUAAGCAGCGGAGAGCAUCAACCUGGAAAUCAACAUCCCAAAUAAGCUCGGCUCAAUCAGAGGAAUCGACGGCUUCGAAAUGUUCCCCAGCAGAGAGAUACCGACAUCGAUGUGUACAUUUGUAAACUUUAUGAAUACAGGCGGCCGAAAACCGGAGCUCCCUCCUCCCUCCAUCGUUCGGAAUGAAGCAUUACGACUUUCAGAAAUGGUCACGGGACUCUCUGCCGGAAAGUGAUGGCGUAUACGAAAUUGAAGUAAAUCUCAAGCGGAA